AUGGAGGAAGAGCUAGAGAAGCGUUGGAGUCGGUUGUCUUUGACAACUGAUGAAAGUAGGGAAGUGGUGGUUCCAAAUAGCCAAAUCGGAGAUCAACACUCGAGAGUGCGGUUCAGUUUGCUGGGACGUCUCCUUUCAUCCAGAUCGUUUAAUCAGGAGGCUCUCUUCAAUACUAUGCGAACCAUCUGGAAACCUGUGAAGGGGCUUGAGAUAUCCAUAGUGGGCGAAAAUCUUUUCCUAUUUAGAUUCUUUGCCAAAGGGGAUCUAAACAAGGUUAUUGAGGGUUCCUCGUGGACGUUUGAUAAAAACCCUCUCCUGCUCACGAAGUAUGAUGGGAACCUACGGAUGUGUGAUGUGGCCUUUGAUACGCUACAGAUCUGGGUAAGAUUUUACAAUAUUCCUUUCAAAAUGAUGAACGAAAUAGUAAUGCUACAGAUUGGGGCAGCUAUGGGUGAGGUCGUGCGUGUAGAUCUGGACCGAAAUGGGUAUGGGUGGGGGGAAUUCCUAAGGGUUCGUAUUAAUGUUCAUGUCUCUAAACCCUUGAAGAGGGUGGUAAUGGUUUCUGGAGAAGAAGGGGAGGAAGCUAUAAGAGUUGGGAUCCAGUUUGAACAGCUUCCUAACUUCUGCUACCAUUGUGGUAUGAUUGGGCAUGUGGAGAGAGACUGUGAGAGCGUUUCCUCAGAUUCAUCUCAAUCAAAACAGGGGGGUGAUUCCUCAACUUCCAAAACUGAGGUAUCUAAGGAUACUGAUAGAGGUGCAACUGGUCAGUAUAAAGAGGGGGAAGAGAGAUCCAAUCCGGGAGUUUCUUCAGAUGCAGAAAAUUACCGACUAGAGGAAACAACGCCUUUACAAAGAGGGGGACCUGGUGGUAUGGAUUACCCAGUCAAUCAAGAAGGGAGUGUGGGUGUUUUGGGAAGGGUGGAAAGGACGGAGUGUCCUGAUGAAUCAUCCAUUGUUACCAUAGGAGCUUCGGGUGGGGGUGAUGAAGAGAAGGGAGCGAUGGAGGAAGGAAUGAAUUUGGCGGAUACAACAGAAGAUGAUGUGAACUCCGGGGAUCUAAUAAGGUGGACGGAACCUGUCGAUUCUCUAGGGAAGUCACGGGGAAAGCGUAAGGGAACUUGGAAUAGGGUGGUGAAGAAGGGUGGACAUGAUAGUGCAAAAGCUAUGGAGACGGAGAGCUAG
Molecule: messenger RNA, 1182 nt
Organism: Tripterygium wilfordii
Lineage: Eukaryota; Viridiplantae; Streptophyta; Magnoliopsida; Celastrales; Celastraceae
Exons: 2
Coding region: 1-1182 (393 amino acids)
Molecular function (GO): nucleic acid binding; zinc ion binding
Source: RefSeq, a predicted model, not a curated record